Molecule: messenger RNA, 777 nt
Organism: Drosophila busckii
Lineage: Eukaryota; Metazoa; Arthropoda; Insecta; Diptera; Drosophilidae
Product: DNA repair protein RAD51 homolog 3
Exons: 5
Coding region: 1-765 (254 amino acids)
Biological process (GO): meiotic DNA recombinase assembly; DNA repair; reciprocal meiotic recombination
Cellular component (GO): replication fork; Rad51C-XRCC3 complex; Rad51B-Rad51C-Rad51D-XRCC2 complex
Molecular function (GO): ATP-dependent DNA damage sensor activity; ATP binding; ATP hydrolysis activity
Source: RefSeq, a predicted model, not a curated record
AUGCAGUCGAGUUUAAAGCUUAAAACAGCUGCGAGUUUACUUGAAUUAAAUAAUGUGAUAACAACAGACAAUAAGCUUCUUGAUAAGCAUUUGCAUGGCGGCAUACAGUUACAAAAAGUGACUGAGUUGGUGGGCAAGCCUGGUGCUGGAAAAACUCAGUUGUGUAUGAAGUUGUGUUUGUUAGUGCAGUUGCCGGCAAUAGUAGGCGGAUUAGCUGGUCAGGCUCUAUAUAUCGACACUCGCCAAUGCUUUGAUCCACAUCGACUGAAAGAGUUGGCCAAUAAGAUAAUAGGGGAUUACAACUUGGCUGUUCAUGGCUUUAGGCCGGACCAGAUGCUUCAAAAUGUGCGCUAUGUAGAAUGCUUAAGUGCUGGACGAUUGAUAGCAAAUAUUAUUGCACUGAAGGAAUAUUUGCAGGCUAAUCCUAUGAUAAAAUUGGUAAUUGUGGAUUCGUUAUCAUUUACAAUCCGUAUGCUAACAAAUGUCAUACAGCGGACGGCUUUAUUAGUUGAGAUACAUGAGCACUUUCAAUUCUUAAUGAGUAGCAAUAAUAUAUCAAUUGUCAUCACUAAUCAACUUGUUGUAAAGGGUUUCUGUCGUCGGCGCAAACGCGCAGGAGAGCAAGAACAAACCCAUAAGAUGCUACGUUUGGAAACUACGUUGGGGCAAAAGCAUUCGCAUUUUGUUGACAAACGUAUUUGGCUUAGUGAAGACAAAUAUUUUAUUGGAAAAACGUGCGCCACAAAAAGGCUUUGUGUAAAAUAGCAAAAUAAAAAU